AUCUAAUUAUAGAAACAUGGAAAUACCAGUUUCUCGCCUAAAUUUAUACCCAUUCUGAGCGAUAACAAGAAUCUGCAUAAUGGACGGUGGCGGCGACCUACCAAGGGCCCCCAAAUCGGAUUUUCUCAAUAGGAUUAAAAUCAAACUUGCAGGUCAAGGGAACACUUUACAGUUCGGAAAGAAGAAUCAAAUGGUUAUCUCCAGUUCAUCAGCUGGGGCUCAAGGUCCAGAUGUCACCGAAAUGGAUCCGAGUGACCUAGAUGAGUCCACGACAAACCCUGAAAGUUUGAGAGGAAGUGGUGGACCCGAGCUAGAUCUUGGAGGAACCGGAAACAAGGUUCAGAUCAGUGAGGAAAACAUACUUGUUUUCACCCAACUUGAUGACAAGGAGAUACCAAUGGAACAGGAACCCUCUCCAUCUCACCGUAGUUUGGAGCCAACAGUAACAGCAGUUCAAGCAUCGUCUUCCCCAGAUACUGAUGGAGAUGUAGUUCAAUCGUCAACGACAGAGACACCGAUGAAUACCAGCGUUCCUCAACAUAGCCUCAGUACAUCGAAUGUUAAAUCCCAGACUUGUGUUAAAUCUGCAUACGGGCCCGAUGAUAGAUCUCUUGUAAUAGACGGCUUAGAAUUAAGAUCAUCUCUUAACACAUUCCCCGAAGAUCAGUCGCCAUGCCAUGAUGAACCUCCUCCAGUUGACCUGUCAAGAACACGCUCUGUGAAACUCCAACCAGAAACAGGUAGAUCUGGUGGUGAAUCGCCCGGUUUCUCAGCGGAAUUGUCAGGAAAUCGUAGGGUCAAGUCUUCUCCAUCAAGACCUGUAGCAGGACAUCGACAGUCACAGCAUGGACACCAACGUGACUUUCCACCAUCCGCUGAACGUCAACAAACACUGACAAGGCAGACAUCUGAGAGUGGUCACAUGAGAGAAACACCCCAAAGACUUCACUUCCGGGAGGUUCGGGGCCAGGAGUAUCACAGACUUGAUCACUGCUGCCAUGUUGUGGACAUACGAAGAAGAAGUGAUGUGUUUGGAGACGUAUCUCAAGGGACUUUGUUGAGUUUGUCGUGGGAUGCGACAAAUAAGCACGUUGUAUAUACGUCAUGGACUGUGAGGCUGGAUACAGACAUACACAGAGAUCGUGCUGCUGUCAUCAAUCAGCUGGUUGAUGACAAGUUCCGAAACCUACAGAGUCUUGCUGGGAACAUAUUUCGGUCAUACACAGCUCAUCUUGUACGUGUAACAACCGACUUUUCAUUCACGUUUGGCCACUCAGAGCAACGGUCUGCAAACAGAAUGAUUGAAAACAAGGACGACGUCUGCACAAUACUUUCUGCACAUUUACCAGUGCAUUGUGACUUUAGUCUGGAAGUGUCGAACAAUGCAAGUUACGAUGUGUCACGUGAGGAGGGCCCUGAGGACUGCCAUACCGAAGUCCCAGCAGACGUUCAGAUUAUUUCGGAAGCGAUACUCAAGAAAAUGAAUCUGUCAACGCAGUCAAGGGAAGAGAACAAUGAAAUUGCGGAAGUUCAAGGUAGACUUGCAAAGAUGGAAUCUGAAUUUAUGAAUGCUGAGACGGAGUUAACCCAGACUCUAAAGACCCAGAAAGAGAAUUCCGAACGCCAACUGCAGAAAGGUCGAAAUAAAUUUGAAAAGUGUAUAAGAGAAUUACAACAAUACCAAUCACCGGUAAGCGCGACCAAAUCCUCAGCCCCUAUACAUGGACCAGUUCUGGAACCAAACGCUGGUUUUACAGUUCCGCCAGGCACGCAGGGUCAUUUCAGAAUGUAUGCCACAAGUGAAAGUGAGCCCAAUGUUCUAGAUCAGAAAUCAUCGCCAGCUCACACGGUGCAGUACUCAGAAAUACCUGAAAGUCCAACUGGAACAAGGUAUGAUAUUGGGUUCAUGAACAAAGCAGAGUUCUCCUCAAGAGGAGCGGGAUCCACAACAGACCAACAACCAUCCGGGGGCCCACCGACUGGCCAACGAGCAUCCACGGGCGUAGCAACAAGCCAGCAAUCAUCCGGGGGCCCACCGACUGGCCAACGAGCAUCCACGGGCGUAGCAACAAGCCAGCAAUCAUCCGGGGGCCCACCGACUGGCCAACGAGCAUCCACGGGCGUAGCAACAAGGCAGCAAUCAUCCGGGGGCCCACCGACUGGCCAACGAGCAUCCACGGGCGUAACAACAAGCCAGCAAUCAUCCGGGGGCCCACCGACUGGCCAACGAGCACCCACGGGCGCACCAACAGGCCAAAAAGCAGCCACGGGCACACCCAACGGUCAUCAAGCGCCACAGGGCGCACGAAUAGGGAAACAAUCAACCAGGGGCGCACCAACAGACCAACAAGCACCGCAUUGCGCACUAACAGACCAACAAGCCCCCCAGGGAACAACAGCGGCGCAGCCCACCUACAUCCAUAAAGACACACACAAAAAUUCCAGGCAGGAUGUCGAGGAUCUAUUACAGAUUAUACCAGAAGAAAGUCUUGUUACUGCUGAAAGGUUGCUGCAAGCAUUCAGCGUUUCAAGCGUUGGCGAUAGAAGGUCGCACCCAGAGGUGAAACGCCUGGCAGAUUCCAUAGCUCUGGCACUACAAGAGGAGGGACGACCACCAUCCAGAUCGAACGGCCCCGAUACCAUUCUUUGUCUUGACGUGUCUGACAGUAUUGGACAGAACGGCCAGGAGCAGCUGAAGGAAGCGGCAAACGUCUUCAUCGACGGCAUAGAGGACGUAGCUGAACAGUUCGGUCUGGAGGAGAACAUCGGUGUGGUCGCGAUGGGAGGAAGAAGCACAGUGGUUCAGGAACUCACUAAUGACUUUGGAAUGGUCAGGGAAGCUAUAGAUAAUCUUAAGUUCGGUGGCCGAAGUCCACUAUUCGAAGCGCUACUUGUUUGUGCUGCGGCAGUGAAAGGCCGGGGUGGUAUUUUAAGUAUUGGUGACGAACACAAGAUCCGACCUCGGAUUAUAUUUAUAACGGACGGAUUAGCAACAAGCUAUGCUAGUUGGACCGGCUCUGACGGAUGGAGCUCUGACCAUGAAACCAAAGUUAAGCUGAUUCAGCUUGUUCAACAAUUUCUACCGAAGAAUAACAGUUCCGCUCCUCAUCCGAUAGCAUGGGUUCCAGUGGGAAAGGCGGACAGAGGAUUUUUGAAGUCGCUUGCCAAACUUGGACACGGAGAGGUUGUGGAACGUGACAACAUUGCGAAACUCAGCAGGAACUACAGAAUCCAGGGAAGUAUAGGAAAGAUCCUGAUAUGUGUGAAAACAGGUUCUGAGUCAAGUAGUAUAGAAACUCUUGCAGAAGCCCUGCUCGGAGACAUGGAUCCUGAGGAAAAGUCCGCCAUAGUGGAAGCAGUGAAGAGGAAGCUGGACCACACACACACGGGCGGUGAUGAUGAUGAUGAUGAUGAUGAUAACAUGGAACCAAACGACUUCAAACGCUUCCGAGAGAAGAACGCUCUUCUUGCCCUUGGGACGAGAGUCAGUCGGGGUCCUGACUGGAAGUGGGGCGACCAGGAUAGUGGAGGACCCGGGACAGUGAUCAACCAUGCCAGGGAAGACAAUUUGGUCUGGGUAUGUUGGGAUUUCAACUCCACAUGCUGUAGAUACAGAUAUGGAUACGAGAACAACUACGACCUGUUGGUGACAGACACUGCGCGGUACCUAUGUGAUGACGAACUCAUUGAAAUAGGGAACAAGGUCCAAAGAGGACGUGAUUGGGCGUAUGGAAACCAAGAUGGAGGACCCGGAAAUCACGGGGUCGUGAUCCGGAAAUCUCCGGAGGGAAAGGUCAAGGUGCGAUGGUUUGCACAGGAUACUAUUUGUACAUACAACUAUGGCUGUGAUGGACGCUUCGACCUUGAAAUAUGUAAACCAGAUUUUGAAACACCUCCAAGGAAACCUAGUCCAGUCCCUGCAACAUCUGAUUCAGUUCCUACAGUAGUUGCAUGGGAGUGGUGUGACAACGCUGGUGCGUGGACACUUUACGACGUGGAGACGUCGCAAAAACUGGAAAAAGAGUUUCAGAGAAAUGGAAAUGGGUCGUGCUUGAUACAGAAGAAUGGGAAAAGUUUCAGGGUGGUAUACAAAAAGGACCCGAUGAUCGAGAAGUCAGUGUCUGGCAAUGAGGUGCACAAUGUUCGGCGAAUCGCAUGAUGGAACACGAACUGUGGUAUACGGAAGGCCAUUGCAAGAAACAGAUGUGUUUUUUAUGUGAUUCUAAAUAUGGGACCAAUUGCUGUCGAUCCUGACAGUGGCUACUUCCUUGUCCGUGUAGCAUAAUCUAAUUCCAUCGCCAGUAUUCAUCUGCUAAACUGGGCGUCGGGGUAGCCUAGUGGUUAAAGCGUCCGCUCGUCACGCCUAGGACCCGGUUUCGAUUCCACACAUGGGUACAUUGUGUGAAGCCCAUUUCUGGUGUCCCCCGCCGUGAUAUUGCUGGAAUAUUGCUAAACGCGGCGUAAAACCAUACUCACUCACAAAUAUACAUGUAGGUGAUGUACAUAUCUUACCUGUGUGUACACCCAAUUCGUACAUAUUGUAUAUUGUACAUAUUGUAUAUUGCCAUAUUGUACAGUACUGAUCAUGGUACACAACCCCAUCGGUAUUCAACAACCAAAGAUCGUUAGUUCCGUAGAUCGAUACUCAUGAUGUCAAUCACAGGAUGUUCUGGACCAAACUAUAUCAUUUACACGAUUGAUGUACAACACACGCUGCCGUUAUAUACUGGACUGGACUGUUGCUGAGUUUAACAACAAAUGAAUAAACACAUAAAAUGUA
Messenger RNA from Haliotis rubra (blacklip abalone), 4780 nucleotides. RefSeq lists its product as uncharacterized. The transcript has 27 exons. The record is from RefSeq and is a predicted model, not a curated record. The coding region runs from base 80 to 4159 and encodes 1359 amino acids. Gene Ontology annotation, molecular function: ubiquitin-protein transferase activity; metal ion binding. Lineage: Eukaryota; Metazoa; Mollusca; Gastropoda; Lepetellida; Haliotidae. Gene Ontology annotation, cellular component: cytoplasm. Gene Ontology annotation, biological process: protein ubiquitination.